Molecule: messenger RNA, 4702 nt
Organism: Nothobranchius furzeri (turquoise killifish)
Lineage: Eukaryota; Metazoa; Chordata; Actinopteri; Cyprinodontiformes; Nothobranchiidae
Gene: sema3e
Product: sema domain, immunoglobulin domain (Ig), short basic domain, secreted, (semaphorin) 3E
Biological process (GO): semaphorin-plexin signaling pathway; neural crest cell migration; axon guidance
Cellular component (GO): plasma membrane
Molecular function (GO): chemorepellent activity; semaphorin receptor binding
Source: RefSeq, a predicted model, not a curated record
GAGUGACACAAGAGGCAACAUUUUUAUUUUUUUAAGAGAGCGUCUGACAAGGAGACACGGCACACGGCCACCCUGGAGGGGACAAGAGAUCUCAAGACAGUCCCGAGGCAGAUGCAGGACAUUUUUAUUCUUUCAUAAACUCCUCUUAUUACCAUUUCCUCUUCUGGGCUGUUGAACUCCUUUUCACCACACUGACCUCAGAUCAGAUCAAGAGCUGUGACAGAAACCACCUGACAGGGGCUUGAGCUGAGACUUGGAUCCUCCCAGAUUGCUUGAGCGUGAGCAGAGUUAGUAGGUAAAGCUUCACUUUUUACGCGAGUGCUGGGAGACUGCACGCCAGGCACGAGGCUCCCAGCUCCCCCCACCUACACCACCCUUCUUCCACUCUGAUUUUUUCCUGGGCUCUUGUCCAGAGAAUGACUGGCUUCAGUGGACCCAGGAGGAGGAUCAGAGACUGAAGACACAGUAAAGCAGCUCCAGCUCUGCCUGCCUGCUGGGGCAGACAAAGGGUUUACAAAUCAACAGCUCCCACACCUCUAUUGGAUUCUUCAACUUGAUGCUUUGAAGUCAUUCUUCAGCUUUUACUUUCCUGUUCUCUAAAUCAGAAAAAUAGUGGAUCUGAGCUUUACAGACAAACAGACGGACUGGCAUAUGGACAGAGAGCAGUGAGCACUGCAGCGUGAAUGUAGCAACUGGACUUCUCUUCUCCCUGGUUACUAAGACUAAACAAGGAUAAUAGCCAAAUCACUAUUUUUUCCACUAAGGUGGUGGGUGGAUGCAGCUUUCAGCAGAUUGCUAUAGGGGAAAGCAGUUCCUGCAGAGACUGCAGAUAUACGUCUAGUUGGUCGACACCGUGUAGAUCCUAAGAAAACAGACUGGGUAGACUAUAUGGAUGCUUGCAGGAAGUAAACUCAAAGACCUGUGGAUUUUUUUAUUCAGACACUUUGAUGCUCACCUUGAAUGGACUUAACGUGGUUUUGAACUUGAAUACAAAAUGCUUUUGUCAGUGAGGAUGGAAGGAUGGAAAAAGACUGUGAAUGUGUCAGUCAUGCUGCUGAUUCUCACGCGGUUUGGCAUUGCUCACACAGGAGACAGCAUCUACCCAAGGAUAAGACUCUCGCACAAAGAAUGAUUCAGAUUCUGGUUUCUUUUGACUCAUCCAAACAGAAGAUAGCUUUGGCAGAUGAACCGGACCUGGGUGUUCCAGGGACGCGGAGUGCCUCUUCAGCCUCAGACCAUGCUGCUGGACGAGAGCCACCAGAGACUUUUUGUUGGAGCCAAGAAUGCUCUGUUCUCCCUCAGCCUGGACAGGGUUAACACACACUAUAGACAGAUUACCUGGGCCAGCACAGAAUCUCAGAUAGAGGAGUGUAUGAUGAAGGGGAGGGAAAAGCUUGAGUGUGCAAACUACAUUAAGGUGUUGCAGCGGUACAACCAGACCCAUCUGCUGGUCUGUGGAACAGGAGCCUUCAACCCAGUCUGUGUCCUAGUCAAAGUGGGACACAAGGGACAGGAGAAUAUGUUUAAUCUGGAAGAGGAGAGUGUUAUAAGCGGCAGAGGGCGUUGCCCAUAUGACCCCAAGAGUUCCUGCAUAUCUACUCUCUCCAGAGGAGAGCUUUAUAUCGGCCUGUACACCGACUACUGGGAGAACGACGGUGCUUUGUGUCGCCUUAACAACCACACCUACACACGUACAGAGAGAAACGAUCGGCAGCAGCUCAAUGAGCCUAAGUUUGUGGCUUCAGCAGUUAUUCCAGACAACGACGACAGGGAUGAUGACAAAGUGUACUUCUUCUUCACCGAGCGAGAGAUGGAUGCAGAGGGAGUGAACAGGGCUGUGUAUGCUCGCGUUGGGCGAGUCUGUGCGAAUGACCAGGGAGGACAGAGGAUGUUGGUGAAUAGAUGGAGCUCCUUCCUGAAGACUCGUCUCAUCUGCUCUGUUCCUGGGCCAAAUGGCAUCGAUACACACUUUGAUGAUCUGGAGGACGUGUUUGUGCUGAACAACAAAGACGACAAAAAUCCAGAAAUAUUUGGUCUUUUUAGCACAACAAGUGCCGUGUUUAAAGGUUAUGCAGUGUGCGUUUAUCAGAUGGAUGACAUCAGAGCAGCUUUUAAUGGACCGUAUGGCUACAGAGAGAGACCUGAACAUCACUGGACUCCUUAUGAAGACAGAGUCCCCUACCCUCGACCCGGAUCUUGUGCCAGCAAAGUGAACGGCGGAGGUUUCUCCAGCUCAAAGGAGUUUCCUGAUGAGGUUCUGCGGUUUGCACGCUCUCAUCCUGUGAUGUACCGACCAGUCCUUCCUCAGCAUCUCAGACCUGUCCUACUGCAGGCAGAACCGGGUAGAAGGAAGCUGACCCAGAUAGCAGUAGACAGAGUCCAAGCCCAGGAUGGUCACUAUCACGUUCUCUAUAUUGGCACUGAUGACUCUGUGGUUUUGAAAGUUAUCACCAUCUAUAACAAAGACUCAGACACUAUGGAGGAGGUGUUGCUGGAAGAGAUGCAAGUAUUCAAGGUACCAGCACCAAUCCGAGAGAUCAUUAUAUCACCUAAAAGGCAACAGCUGUAUGUGGGGUCAGAAGUGGGCGUUGCACAAGUCAGACUGCAUCAGUGUGACCUCUACGGCUCAGAAUGUGCUGACUGUUGUCUGGCUAGAGACCCGUAUUGUGCCUGGGAUGGGCUCACCUGCUCCAGAUUCUACCCAGCUGGAGUUUACACCAAGAGCAGACGAUUCAGACGGCAGGAUGUUCGCCAUGGCAACGCCGCACAGCUGUGCAAUGGGCUGCAAAUUGAUGAUGAACAAUGGCAGAGAGCAGAGGAGAGGCUCAUCUACAGCGUGGAGAGCAACAGUACUUUACUUGAAUGUGUCCCUCGAUCACUUCAAGCGAAGGUCCUCUGGUUUCUACAAAAAGAAGGAGAAAAACACGAGGUUCGUGGCGAUGAGCGGAUCAUCAUGACCUCGCACGGGUUGCUGUUCUUACAUGUGAGGAGCUCUGAUGCUGGCGAGUACGUGUGCCAGACUGUGGAACACGGAUAUGUGCACACGUUACUACGCAUCAGCCUGCACGUGCUCAAAGGAGAGAGGCUGGAGUCAGCGAUCCGUGUGGCCAACGACAAAGACGGAGAAAGAUGCCACUCCAUCGUCGCCCCCCCACCAGGUCCCAGCGUCAGCCCCAGGUCUCUGCUGCCCCCCGCAGCCCCAGCUCCCAGCUCCAGGCUGUGGUACAAGGAGUUCCUCCAGCUAAUUGGCUACGGUGAUGCACAGAAAGUCGAAGAGUACUGCGAGAGAGUGUGGUGCUCUGACAAGAAGCGCAAAAAGACCAAAAGGAAGUACAUUUCUCUGGGUGGUGACAAAAAAGGGAAAGGGAAGAGUGAGGAGAACUCCCACAGAGCUCCCAGGCACACCUUUGACACCUGAGAGCACACACACAUACACACACACUGCACGUAUACACACACUGUUUAAAGAUCACACAAUUUACACCGUGCAAAAGGUUUUUGCUUUACUUUAAAUAAGGGCAGUAAAAGAAAAAAGAAAACAGUAGCAGACCGCUUCAUGAUUGUAGCUACAGUUCUGUAUUUUUGACUAUUUCAGAAGUGUCUUUUCUGUAUUAGCGUCAGAGUGGAGUCUGUAUCGAGGCAGAUGGACGACAGAGAAAGUUGCCUCUGAUCAGAUGGACACACGAUAACCUGUGGGCUGAGCAAUCCAAAAACUCAGACCGAUUCGUUCAAAAACCUGCUUUUAUCUCCAGGCAGAUAAAUACGACCAUUUUCUUGUAUAUUUCAUGUAAGAAAAUAAAGUUAACACACUUAUUCUUUUGUAAUAGCAUGUUAAAUUAUUCUAUGUUCUGUUUCAGUUGGAGUUCAUUGGCCAUAAUGACGCUAAAACUGGUAUUGUUGUUCUUUUUUGUACAGUGGAAAAACUUUACAUUCUAACACUGCUUAUUUAAAAUAGAUUUUGAUCAUGGCUGUAGGAUGUGUAGGUACAAUAGCCAUGAUAUGUGUUGCAAUGAUGCUAAUAUGGUUAUUCGAGGCAUGCUCCACCUGGCAAAUAACUCAGUGACAUUAUUUAUGCACUUAUAAAACUUGUUUUAGUAGAUGAAGAAAAAAAAAAAGAUUCACCGUGUGGAUAUUUCGGUUUUAUAUUUAUCGUUUCUCCUUUAAAUCGAACUCAUCAACACAGAUGUGCAUAUAACUUCUUUUUCCUGAAUUUUUGCCAUUUGUCUACAUCGUUUUCUUCUCUAACUCCCACGUUUUAUUUCUCCCUUCAUCACCUUUUAUUUGUUCGACACCCUUCCAUCCGAUGUUGCAGAUGGGAGGCAUGAUUGCCACCACAAACAGCAAUGUACAGCACCUCAUUUUCCACAACCAACAAAUGCCACGCUGGCCAUUCUAGCAUGUCAUUAGCAAAAGUGAGUGCUAUGAAUUUUCAUUUACUCCUCAGACAGCCUGAUGUUACAGUAAAAUGACUCGAGUGAGUGUACUAGUUGCUGUGCUCUGCAGAAUCUUGUAUUUUUUUAUUUUAUUUUGUGUAUUAUUUAUUGGUUCUGUCACUGUAAUUUUUCCUCUACUGUCUAUAGAUUAUUCAUUUUGUGUCAAGACCUUAUAUCUACAUAAUCCUUGAAAAUUUCACCAGUAAAAUGUCAAUAUUGUGUAAAUAUUGUGGCCUUUAAAAAUGCCUGUUAUUAAAAACAAGACAUUC